AUGUCAGAAAAUACCGAAAUACAGCUUGAAUCAACGAGUUGCGAAACUAACAUAAUAUCGACUUCGUUACAAAAUGAACCACACAAAAUAAACAUUAAAGAGAAUUCUAAUACUUCAGAAUUGAGAAAAGAAAGUAGCAAUGUGGCGGUUAUGAGAAAUUUUUAUGUAAUUUCGUUUGGAUAUAUAUUUUUCACACUUACAGAUUCUGGCCUUCGAAUGAUUGUGUUUCUGGAACUAUAUGAUCGACAUUUCAGUGCAUUGCAAAUAUCUAUAAUGUUUACAUUAUACGAAUUUUUUGGAGUCAUUAUAAAUCUUACAGGUGGUAUUAUAGGAUCACGUUUAGGUAUUCGAGUCUGCCUUGUUUCUGGUCUUUUUGUUCAGAUUAUCGGAAUAACAAUGCUAUGCGGAUUUAGCGGAAUAGCGAAAGAUUUGGUCAAGUUAAGUGGUAAAUCUGUAGCAAAAUUAGUGACAAAGGAUGACAGUCUUCAUCAAACUUUAUUAUUCAAAUUGGUAGCCUGGAUUACAGGUGCAAAAAAUUCUGUAAAAGGUGCUGGUUUCUUUUGGGGACCAAUUGGAUGGUCAUAUCUUGGCACUGGCGCACUCCUUGCUGGUUGGAUAAUAUUUUAUGGAACAAUACAAUCCAGCACACCUCAGUUGAUUCUAAAACCACUUGGAAUAUAUCCCGUAAAAAGUGGACCUUAUUGUCAUAGAGAUAAAGUCGCCAUGAAUGUAGGAUUUUAUUAUAUGGCAAAUGCUUUUGGAAGAUUAAUUGGAUUAAUUGUGGGUGGUGUAUUAUAUUAUUAUGUUGAAUUGGAUGCUUGUUUGUGGGUGUCUGUGGGUGCAUUAAUCUUCUGUACAUUUGUUUCAUUCUUCCUUGGUCCUGUUCCCGAAUCUCAAAAUGA
Dentiscutata erythropus is the source of this 902-nucleotide messenger RNA. The record is from the annotation of a GenBank genome assembly. NCBI's taxonomy places the organism in Eukaryota, Fungi, Glomeromycota, Glomeromycetes, Diversisporales, Gigasporaceae.